This is a messenger RNA of Candidula unifasciata, 1088 nucleotides long. The record is from the annotation of a GenBank genome assembly. NCBI's taxonomy places the organism in Eukaryota, Metazoa, Mollusca, Gastropoda, Stylommatophora, Geomitridae.
AUGGACUCAGACCUGGACUCCGAGGCUCUCAGCGACAGCGGGGAUGUCAUAUCAGAACUCAGUGCUGAAAAACUAGAUCCGGCUGACAGGGCACUGUUCGAGAAACUGAAGCAGCAGGAACUGGAGGAGAGGGAAGAGAUCGAGAGGGAGCUGAAAGAGCACGAAGAGGCUUUAGUUCUUCACAACAAUCAACUACAAAAUAAGGGGAAAGAUACACUGCUUGUCCAGGAGCGAGGGGGCAUUAGAUCGGAACGGGAACUUGAUCUCAGUCGGCCUAAUUCAAAUAAAUCUUCAUCCACUCCAAGCGGGAUGACCAUCAACGGGAACAUAGCUACAAAUGGUGGCGGUAAUAUGAUAAACAGUGUGUUUGUUUCCAAUAACAGUGACAAUAAAUUUGGAUUGUCCAACUACAACAGUGUUCCGAGUAGAAGCAUCAACACUUGUGGAACUGGUGCGGGUUAUAUCAAAAGCAUUGUUGAUUCUAACGGGGACAUAAGUAAACUGUUAUCUGAAGACUUUAGAGCCCAUUUACACAGCAGUGCCAACUUCCUGUCCUCAUUCCCUCUGGGUCAUCCCUUAGCCCACGCUCAUUUAGCUCUUGGAGGACGCCUACUGGGUAGAGACUUGAAAGGUUUAGACGGAAUGAACCCAUUUCAUCCGAUUAUGGCAAGUCACAGUGCGUUUCCCAGUCCACCUUCGCCGACUGACCGCUAUCCACCGUCAUCAACGCCUCAUUCACCCACAGACAGCCUUCAACCUUCACCUUCGCCAGAUGACCCCAAUGACGAAAACAGAUCGCACAACUGGACUUUUGAGGAACAAUUCAAACAGCUGUACGAGUUGAGUGACGACCCCAAAAGGAAGGAUUUUUUAGAUGAUCUUUUUGCUUUCAUGCAGAAAAGAGGUACUCCCGUCAACCGUAUUCCAAUCAUGGCCAAGCAAACGUUGGACUUGUACGAGCUGUUCAGACUGGUCGUCUCCAAGGGCGGCCUGGUCGAGGUCAUCAACAAGAAGCUGUGGCGAGAGAUCACCAAAGGAUUAAACCUGCCCUCUUCCAUUACCAGUGCAGCAUUUACACUGCGAACCCA